AUCCUUCUGAGUGGCGCGUCGCUCGAUUGCCGCAACACCAUAACAUUCCAACUUUGCCUCUUGCAAACAAGUUUUGUCAUGGCCCCAAUCUGUCCACCACCACCACCUCCUUCUCCUCCUCCUCCUCCUCUGUAUGGCGCCCCCUUUCCUGAAAAGCCUGCUAUGCCCGUUAUCUUCGACACCGACCUCACUACUGUCGUUGAUAUGACGAAAGCUAAGAAUAUCGCUGUGCACAAGAUUGAUAAAUCGAUUUGGCACCUGCAAGACUCUGACCGCAUACUCAAAAGAGGGCCUAACGUAAAGGUCGCAGAGGCAGAAGCUUUGCGUUUUAUUGCCUCAUCAACCCAUGUGCCUGUUCCAGAAGUUUUCGGCGCUUACGAAAAGGAUGGCUUUGGUAAUAUUUUUAUGUCUAGGGUUAUUAGAACACCGCUGCAUGACGUUCUCCAUACCUUUCACCAAGCACAGGUAGAAAGAGUGACUACACAACUUUCAAGAUUCGUCCAAAGCUGGAUGGGUCUACGUGGUGACUUUUUUGGGUCUAUGGGCUUUAAACCGUACCGGAAAUAUGGCCCAUUCAGGUCGCAUACAAAAUACUGUAAUGGGCUUAUCGAUGCACUUCGAAAUUCCCGGCCUUAUGGACGAUUCGAUGCCAAUGAUGCGCACCUGAUAGAAAGAAUCCAGCGUCUUGGGGACAAAUGCGCUGUAUUCUGCCAUGGAGAUCUUACCCCAGACAAUAUACUCGUUGAUGACCAACUCAAUGUGGUUGCUAUCCUAGACAUAGGAGUUUCAGGGUUCAGUAUACCUGAACGUGAAUACUUUGAAGCAAAGUCGCGCGCUCGUAAUUCUUUGUGGUCUUCCAUGAUCGAUCUGAUAAUUCCAAAGAUACCGGAUAACACUUAUGCCUUACUAUUAGAACUUGAGCGUGAGCUGGUUCGAUAUAGUGGACUAUGA
Molecule: messenger RNA, 951 nt
Organism: Bipolaris maydis ATCC 48331
Lineage: Eukaryota; Fungi; Ascomycota; Dothideomycetes; Pleosporales; Pleosporaceae
Biological process (GO): protein phosphorylation
Molecular function (GO): protein kinase activity
Source: RefSeq, a predicted model, not a curated record